This is a messenger RNA of Erpetoichthys calabaricus (reedfish), 1482 nucleotides long. RefSeq names its product IMP U3 small nucleolar ribonucleoprotein 3 (gene imp3). Gene Ontology annotation, biological process: rRNA processing. Bases 93 to 644 code for a protein of 183 amino acids. Gene Ontology annotation, cellular component: small ribosomal subunit; small-subunit processome; Mpp10 complex. The record is from RefSeq and is a predicted model, not a curated record. The transcript is spliced from 7 exons. Gene Ontology annotation, molecular function: rRNA binding; snoRNA binding; structural constituent of ribosome. Lineage: Eukaryota; Metazoa; Chordata; Cladistia; Polypteriformes; Polypteridae.
GGACACGCGGACGUCGCUUCUACGUCAAUUCCAUACGUGGUGCAGAUUAGUUGAGGAGGUACGCCACCGUUUUGUUAAAAGGUUCUGUGAAAAUGGUCCGCAAGUUGAAAUUCCACGAGACUAAGCUCCUUAAGAAGGUUGAUUUCAUCAACUGGGAGGUGGACAACAACCUCCACGAGUUAAAAGUGUUGCGGCGGUAUCGCAUUGAGAAGCGAGAGGACUACACGAGGUACAACAAGCUGAGUCGCAAUGUCCGAGACCUGGCAGUCAAGAUCCAAGAUCUGAAUGAGAAAGACCCCUUCAGAGUGACCUGCACCCAGCAGCUACUGGAGAAACUCUAUGCUUUGGGCCUGAUUCCUACCAAGCAGAGCCUGGCACUCACAGAGAAGGUGACGGCCUCCUCUUUCUGCAGGAGACGUCUGCCCAGCAUCAUGGUGAAGCUGAGAAUGGCCCAGAACCUGAAGACCGCCAUCACCUUCAUCGAACAAGGCCAUGUGCGUGUCGGGCCAGAGAUCAUCACGGACCCCGCCUUCCUAGUCAGCAGGAACCUUGAAGACUUCAUCACUUGGGUGGACUCGUCCAAGAUCAAGCGUCACGUGAUGGAGUACAAUGAGCUGCGUGAUGACUUUGACCUUGCCUCCUGAGGUUGGCCCGCCGGCAGCAUCUCACCAUGGUUUGCCCACCUGGGUGUGGAUCUUCUCCCCCCCUUUUUUUUUCUUUUUUUAUAAAGCCAGAAGCCGUUAAGUGCAGAGACCUCAACCUGUCUGGGGUGGCAGACACACAAGUUUUUAAUUUAACAGAAGGAAACAGAACUAAAGAUGGCUGACCUACUCCUUGGUGUGGUUGAUACCCCACCCCACCCUUGCCUUCUAUGUCCCUCACACUGAGGUUGUAACCUCUGGCACACCUGUGUGCCCACAGUAUCGAGCAAGUCAGUCUUCAGCGAUAUGGCACCCACAGGGGCACAUUGUCUCUGGUAGAGGGGGCCUGACAACAAAGCCAAAAGCAACGCCGCACAAACCCAUGGGUGUUCAUAGCCACCAGAAGCGCACGUAGACGAUGAGCAUCACGAAGAAGACGGCUACCGCUGCAAGCUUGGCGUACGUAGAGCGUGUAUUCAGGUACUUGGCAUCGGUCCGGUACUUCUUGGAUAGACUGGACAAGUUGCUGGCCUUCGAAUCCAAAGCUGCAAAACACAAAGACCAAAUUUCAGAGAGGGCUCGGGGUGGGUUUCAUUCUAAGUUGUGGUCGUCUUCCAAGAUGUGAGAGGACCUCAGCCUGUAACUGGUAGCGAGUCAAACAAAGAGCCCACUGCCAUGAGCAGCCUGGAAAAGUUGCCACAAAGUGAAUGGCACUCCAAGUUGGUAUAGAAAGGCAGAAGGGGGGUACGUCUUCGUCUCGGUGUGUAAAUAGUCUGAUGUUUCACCUUGUAAAAUAGUUUUAAUAAAACUGAAAUGCCAUUACUGGUGUCAGCAAGCAAAA